Molecule: messenger RNA, 4118 nt
Organism: Oncorhynchus kisutch (coho salmon)
Lineage: Eukaryota; Metazoa; Chordata; Actinopteri; Salmoniformes; Salmonidae
Product: spartin
Exons: 8
Coding region: 134-1795 (553 amino acids)
Biological process (GO): cell division; negative regulation of BMP signaling pathway
Cellular component (GO): plasma membrane
Source: RefSeq, a predicted model, not a curated record
GGAGGUGCAUGAUGACACUGACAGCCUCUUGUAAGCAAAGCUUGAAAUCCAGCUCCAACAGCUAGAAAGACAGACGUCAGACGUUGAUCGCCUCAUUCACUAGACAAGAGUUUGUCGUCUAACGUUAGUGGACAUGGAGGAAGCCAAUCAAGAUGCCUUUGACAGAGCCAGGCUGCAGGUGAUCAAAGACGGCUAUGAGAAGGCAUUUGAGUGCAUCAAUAGAGGCCUGACCGAGGAUGAAGCUGGCCACAAGGCCCAGGCCCUGGCCCAGUACACAAAGGGACGCCAGCACCUCCUCAGGGCCAUCAGUGUGCCCUCACAGGGGCACGAGUGUGUGGGGUGCUCCUGGGAGUCAGCCCGCCAGAUGCAGCACAAGAUGCAGGAGACUCUGAACAACAUCACCACUCGAUUGGCAGUCCUAGAGACCAGCCCAGACCCUGAGCUCCCACCACCUCUAGAUGCCUCUAAAGGAGUCCCCGGGACAGCAUCUAACUCUUACCUUUACCCCAAACUGGAGAAGGAGAAACCAGAGCAGCCAUCUCCACCCAAGCUACUAAUGACUAAUUGCCAGGCUGGAGCUGUGGGAGGCAUUGUGUCUCCCUCCCUGCCUCUUUCUCCCACUAGACAGCCUGUGGUGCCUGGCGAUCUGCCCCCAGCCUACUCCUCCCAGGCGGCUGAUGGCCACCUGACUAUCUCCUACGGGACAGAAUCUGGAGAGAUGUCGCUGGUAGGAGAGGAGUUUUACAGCCACAUGUCCCCCUCUCCUCAGAGCCUGGGGGAGGAUGGAGAGGAACUCUUCUUCCUGUCUCACGGGGUACAGAUGUUCUUUGUCACACCUGACGGCCAGGUCAGCGCUCCCUCCUACCCAGGGUACCUGCGGAUGGUCAAGUUCACCAGCCAGCAGUCAGAGAGAGUGCCCAACCGCCCACCAGCCUUCCUGCAGGUGUGUGAUUGGCUGUACCCACUGAUGGCCACUGACUCCCCUGUCCUGCUGUGUAACACAGGGGUGUUCAUGUUCCCGGACAUGAUGGAGUCUGCCGCGGGAUCCUACGUGGGCGUUGUGCUGUCCUCUGAACUGCCUGUUGAAGACAGACAACUGUUCCAGGACAUGCUGUCCCAGAUGACAGACCUCAGGGUGCAGGCUCCAAAUGAGGCAGCAGACAGCAUCAACCUGAGCCAGAAGGUGUCCCUCGCUCCCCUCGAGGAAGAAGAGGACCCAGCAGCAGGAGAGGAGGAGAAGAACCUGCCAGAGUGGAGUGAGAAGGUGGCCAGUGGCAUCCUCACAGGGGCAUCGUGGCUGAGCUGGGGCCUGGUGAAGGGGGCUGAGUUCACUGGCACAGCCAUCCACAAGGGGGCCUCGAAACUGCGGGAGCACAUCACCCCCGAGGACAAGCCAGCCCAUGUCAGCCCCUCCGUCUCCAAGGGAUUGCAUGUAGCCAAACAGGCCACCGGGGGCGCUGUCCGCGUCAGCCAGUUCCUGGUGGACGGUGUGUGUAUGGUGGCAGGGUGUGUGGGUAAGGAGCUGGCUCCCCAUGUGAAGAAACAUGGAAGCAAGUUGGUCCCAGAGUCCAUGAAGAAAGACAAAGAUGGACGAUCCAACAUCGAUGGAGCCAUGGUGGUGGCUGCCAGCGGAGUUCAAGGCUUCGCUACCAUGUGGACUGGCUUGGAAGUAGCAGCAAAGAACAUCACCGUCUCUGUUGCCUCCGAAACCGUCAACACUGUCAAGCAUAAAUUUAGGGGUCUACAAAACAUCUUAGACCCACCUAAUGACAAGAAGACAUGUAUUUUCUCUUGAAUGAACCCUCCUUAAUAGUAACGAGCAGCAUGGCCAUAGCCUCUGUUUCUGAAUGGUCUGAAUGUACAGCUGUUAGAUUCACCUCUACUCUCUAAACAGUCUACUCUUCUAUCCUACUGGGCUAUGCACCUGUAAUUCAACAUGAAGCUUACUCUGGUUUCUAACUAACCAAUUAUUUUUCCUGACUUCAUUGAAAACAUAACUAUUCCUAAUGCAUAAUCAUCGUACGUGUGUUAUAUGUGCAAUCACCAGCCCCACAAUAUAAUCAGUUGUAUAUUUACAGAUUACUGAAUAGUCAGACAACUUGAAUCAUUCUGUUGAAUUCAUGCUCUGCAUUGGUGGGGGCUUUAUUCCUACUUGCAUGUUGUUGCUGUCAUUUCUUUUCCCUAUAAUUGCCCUCACCCCAACCCCCCCCCCUGUGUCACACCUUCAGCCUUCCCCCUCUCACUAGUUGGUUGUGUGUGUGAUUGAUUAUAAGGUAUGGGGUGGCAGCCGGCCAGGCCACAGACCAUGCUGUGAACUCAGCCAUUAACAUGGGCGUCACCGCCUUCAACAUUGACAACCUGGGCAUCAAAGCUGCGGUGAAGAAGACUGGCAAACAGACGGCUGUGGCCAUUCUGCAGGACUACCAGCUACAGGACCCUAACACUAACCAGAAACAAGUGGAGAAACGGGACAAAUAGGCCCCAUCCAGGAAUACGUUUUAUGUCCCAAAUGGCACCCUAUUCCCUAAAUAGUCACUACUUUGGACCAGAGCAAAAUAUAGAGAAUAGGGUGUGUUUUAGGACACAGUCAACCCCUAGCCCCAUGAUACUUACCCCAGUCCUACCCACAGAGCACUGGUGGAGAUAUGAGAGGACUGGAUAGGUGUGAGCAAAACGGCAAAACUUCUACUUGCCUAGUCUGUCAUAGGGAAAGGAUGAAAUACCAUAUUGAUUAAACAUGUCCGUUUUCUUUCAGAUACCCUAGAGGGUAGAGGCUAGGACUUGUGUCCCAAAUGGCACCCUAUUCCCAAUGUAUAGUGCACAAAGGGAAUGAGGUGCUGUUUGGGAUGCACCCAUGUCCUCCUCUCUUUCCUUUAGAGCCUUAAUUAACACACAAUUUGUAUUCUUCUAUAAAGAAAUCUAUACAUUAUUUACAAUAAAUAUUUUAUAUUUACAUACUAGUUGACUAAUAGCCUAUAGAUAUGUUACCAGGGUUUGAUACAACUGUUAAGCACUUCAAUCUUUAUAAUGAAUGGUAUGACAUUAUAAUGUCAUUAAUAUAAUAACUAAGAGGAACAUUAUGUAGGUAGGCUGAUGUAUUAUUGCUAAAUGAUUUCUCUGCAAGACACUGGAAUAAAAUAAGUCACGUAUGUGAUAAAAAUAUAAACUGAUAACAGAAAUCUUUUUUUUUUUUUACAUUUCAAGACUGCUGCUGUUGACAUACUGUAGUAACAGUAGUAGUAUUACUGCAGUAGUACUGUAGCCAGCAGCAGCAUGCUAACUAUGUGCUAUAAGAAUACAUGUUUGGGUUCAUUUUAAUCAAUGAAAUAAUGUUAAUGUGUGAAACAAGAUGAAUCCAAGCAUGCACAGGAAUACGUGUAGUUUGUAUAGCUGUUGAGGGUACUGGAUAAGAUUGAACAAGGUAUACUCUAAGGUAUACUCUUGUCAUAUGACUUUGUAAUGCAGAGGAAAGAAUCAAUCCAAACGUAGAAGCAGUGGAGUGUUGAACUGGUUUGAGAAUGAUCCUUGGCUUGCUUCGUAUGCCUUAACCAGUUACUACAUGCUCUAUACUACUCUAACCAAACAAGGCCACGCUACCUUCAUCUUGUUUGUACUUGUUAAAGCUGUGAUAUUAAUUUUCUAUGAAAGUACACUUUUUUUCACGUGAUGUAAAGAAAGGGAUAUAUAUUUUUUAAACUAUGACUCCUGGAAGAAAUGAUUAUGGCAAAAUUCCAGCUAUAAAUACAUCAACUGUUUUGGCACAAUCUGUACGUAUGUGGAAAGUUUUGGAGUGUGUGUUUAAGAUUAGUGUCACUGUACUUGUUAUGUUCUCAACAUACUGUAUUUAACUUGUAAUGCUGUCUACCAUUCAUGAUUGACCUUGGGCUGAUGUUGAUUCAAUAUGAAUUGUCUUCAGUAAUAUUUCCCCUUAAGGGUUAAGUGAAGGCAGACUCUUUCUGGUGUGAAUUUGAAAUAUCAUGCAGGCAUUGAAUACACACCAGCAUUCUUUUCAAAAUAAUUGCUCUGUGCUUCUGUGGCCCCAUGUGAUCAAAUAGUCACACGGUCCGAUGAUAAACCAAAUAUCUGAUAUGUAAUAAAAAGCUAUUGAAUGAGUUGUA